CAGGGGUUCAGACCUCCAACAGACUUCCUGAGCAACACGACUGAUAGUUCUAUCUUCCCAUCUAUGCCUGUCUUUAAUUAGUUUUUCUUUUAUUUAUUUAUUCUUCCAUCUCUUCUUUCAUUCAUCUGUAUUCUUGUCUUACAAAUCCAACCACUCUCCUAAUACUCUUGAGUCUCUAUUCAGUCUGCCCUUGGUCCAUCUUGCCAUACAUCUGUCCACCGUCGCUCCACGCGGUUGAAAAUUAUGGUGGUAUAUUGUGUUGUACUGCCGCUGUCAUGUCCGCCGACAUGUCCGCUCCAUCCGUGAGGAAGAAGAAGUCGUUUGCGCGGACCUCCAAGCCAAGUGUCAGGAUGUGUAUUCGGGAACAGAGGGAUGUCAUAACCAUGUCAUCUUCAGAGGUGUGCUGGCCGGUGCCGAUGCGAGCCAUUGGGGCUCAAAACCUCCUCACCAUGCCGGGAGGAGUUUCCACAGCGGGAUACCUCCACAAGAAGGGAGGCAGCCAGUUCAGCCUCAUGAAAUGGCCUCUGAGGUACACCAUCAUCCACAAGGGCUGUGUGUACUACUUUAAGAGCAGUACCUCUCCUGCACCACAGGGGGCGUUCUCUCUCAACGGCUACAACAGAGUUAUGAGAGCAGCAGAAGAGACAACGUCCAGUAAUGUGUUUCCUUUUAAGAUCGUCCACAUCAGUAAAAAACACAGGACGUGGUUUUUCUCUGCAGCUAGUGAGGACGAGAGGAGGAAAUGGAUGCGAUACCUGCGGAGGGAGAUAGAUCACUAUAACGACAGAAAAGAGUGCCACAUUCCAAGCGACUCAGAUUCAGAUGCUGACAGUUUCUACGGCACGAUUGAGAAGCCCAUGGAUAUUAAACACCCCGUGGAUAACGCAGAAGAUGAUUAUGCUGAGGAUGAUGAUGAUGACGAUGAGGAAGACUAUCUGAAGCCAGACGGUGACAGUUCGCAGACAUCCACAGCUCGACCCACGGGGCCGCCCCCCACCUAUCCUCCUCCUCCAGUGCCGGCAACAUUCCAGGUCCGUCAAGACUCCAGUUCAGGUUCUUCCAAAGGAGCACCUCCUCCCAUUCCGUCGCUACCAAGAAAUCCAACCAGCCUGCUCCCCAAAAAGCCCCUGCCCUGUGUACCCCCUUCCUCCAUACUAAAAGACCCCAACAAAGGCCAGCCUCCUCCUGUCCCAUUUGCCCCGCACCUGCUGCAGAAGUCCUUCUCCUCUAUCCCCCCGACUCCUCCGCCCCCAAACACAAAGAAAACUCUUCAGAGCAGGGCGACAUCCGUAGGGGGGAUCGGGAACGACAAGAGAGACUGGAGGCCUUUGCCAGCCACAUCGGUCCAAUCUCCCGCCACUCUGCCUAUCUGCAACCAAUUAGAGACCAGAAUGGUCCUAAAUGGUCCCAUACACUCCUCCCUUAAUGCUGGAGGGAGCCAGUCGCUGGGCAACAACCACCACGGGUUGAUAAGCAACCACCGCAGCAAGCCGAGCAUACCGACCCCUCAUUCUGCGAAUCUUCUAGGGUCCCUCAACCAGACGUCCUCCAUUCACCCACCACUGCCUGGCCACCCUCCAGUAUCUCCUCUUUUGAAAACUGGACUACACAAUAAGCCAGGAAUAUACAAACCUCCUCUACCUACAGCCAAACCCACACUGCCUGGAGCCAAGUCCAAGCCAGGAACCCCACUUCAAAGGGCAUCUCCAGAGGGCCAAAGCUUCCGUUCACUGGGAGACGAGGCACCCACAGAGUUCAGGAAGCAGCGAGACUUUACCAAACACAGCAAAGGAGACGACUCUGAUGAGGACUAUGAGAAUAUCCAGCUGCCAGACUCUGUGUUCAUCGACACAACUGAAACCAGCUUCGUAGAAAAGUUAUUCAGAGAGGGCUCAAUCCCUCCACAGGACGGACUGUAUGGCAUCAGAAACUCAGGAACCAAAACAUCAAAGGUGCUGGUGGUGUGGGAUGUCGCUAUAGGCAAAGCCAGAAACUACCGGCUGUUUGCAGAGGAGGACCACAUCUUUCUGGACAGCGAAGUGACCUUCCCCACUCUGUCAGCUCUGAUUGAACACUACUACAACCAUCCUCUUCCUCACCACGGCUCGCUCUGCCUGCAGAAGCCCUACACAAAGACACUGAUCUUCUGAUUGACACAGUCAACAUACAAAAAUACAACUGCUACCAAUGGACACAAAAAGCAAAGGAGAACCGAGACUAAGGGCGUCUCUGCAUCUGGAAUCCAUCAAUCCAUCACCUUUUCUCAUCUGUUGCAGCAGCAGACUGCAGCAUAAAGCUUCUUGGUAAACAACAAGGACAGUAACUUCUCUAAAAUUCAGGCUGCUAGGACACCAGCUAUUGUGUGUGUAACUUAUGUCAGUCGUGAUGAAGACAAACUAGACUCUUCCCGCAGCAGGCCAUACCAAUCCGCUUUUGUGCACUGAAAACAUCAGUUACUGUAAAUACACAUCAAUUUUUAGGGGGAGAUAUUAGUUACGACAAAGAUAAAGCUUUCUAAAAAUCUAGCAAACUCUUUUAAUGGACAAGAGGUCAAUUAUUCAGACACCUGGUCUGUUUUUGAAACACCUCUGCUGCUUAAAUGCAAACUGAAGAAUCUGUGUUUGCAGAUUCAGAUGGAUGUGAUAUGUUUUGUCCACAGAGGGGCGCUGUGACACCAAAUUACAGCUUUAAAUUCGGGUUCAUGUGGGAUCCUGAUAACCUCUGUUUACCAGCGUUUCCUGUAGGUCAGUCCCAAUGCCCACACUCGUCCACACAUCUCCUGUAGAAGCCAACUGUGUUUACACAUGCUUUACCACAGUUUAUGGUUCAUAUUUAGGAAAGGAUUUCUCAAAAUCGCAAGUGAUAUAUUGCAUAUUUCUUUUAGCAAUGUCAGAUAUGUAUGCGCUAUUAUUCUCCAAGUCUCAUCAAAAUGAAUAGAUUUUUGCUAUUAACAGAUAACCACCUCUAGAGGUUCGGCCACAACUGCGUUUAGUUUUAGUUUCAAAUGACACAGAUACACUGAACCUCAACGUCAUGAAUUGUCUUUAUAUUUUUCACAAACUUUCGGCCUCUUGUCCAGACCAGACCUUGAACCUCAAACUAAUUUAGUGUCUCUAACUCAUUUAGUGUGCUGAGACAAAAGACUGUGGGAGUCAUUUCUGACUCCCAAGCACUCUCAGCACUUUAGCACACUCCCUUGAAAUUUUCAGCAUUGUUGAGCCCAAAGCCCAUAACAAGAGGUUCAAAAAAGUUGCACUUUUUCUAGUGUAAUAACAUUUUAAAAGGAGUGUUCCACAGUGUUGUCCUUGGAAGGUGGAAAAAUCAUCUCACUUAUUAACUCAGACCCCACGUGUUGCAUCAUAUUUGGCUGAACAUGAAGGAAUAUGAAUUUUCUUUGUUCUCAACUGCCAAAAUGUUGAGAUCCUGUAAAUACAGUUUGUACAGCACUGACUUUAAUGUUGUAAAUCACUCUAUAUUUAUAUGUAAAUGCUGUAUGUACUGUAAAAACUAUGCCUGUAAAAAUGUAAAUAUAUUGUUUUCUACAGAAUUAUAUGUUGACAAUGUAUAAAGGAUUACUCAGAC
Micropterus salmoides (largemouth bass) is the source of this 3582-nucleotide messenger RNA. It is a transcript of the gene sh3bp2, whose product is annotated as SH3-domain binding protein 2. Gene Ontology annotation, biological process: signal transduction. The record is from RefSeq and is a predicted model, not a curated record. Gene Ontology annotation, molecular function: SH3 domain binding. The coding region runs from base 276 to 2150 and encodes 624 amino acids. Lineage: Eukaryota; Metazoa; Chordata; Actinopteri; Centrarchiformes; Centrarchidae. The transcript is spliced from 13 exons.